AUGCAGACUGCUUCUACAAACAGGAGCUCAGUGACUGUGCAAUAGGUCCAUCCGUGAAAUUUCCUUGCUACUAAAUAUUCCACAGUCAACUGUUAGUGGAAUUAUAACUAAGUGGAAGAAACUGAGAACAACAGCAACACAAAGUGGUAGGCCAUGUAAAAUGACAGAGCGGGGUAAGCGUAUGCUGAAACACACAUUGCGCAGAAGUCGCCAACUGUCUGCAGAGUCGAUAGCUAAAAACCUCCAAACUUUGUGUGGAAUUCAGAUUAGCACAACAACAAUGAGCAGAGAGCUUCAUGGAAUGGGUUUCAAUGGCUGAGCAACUGCAUCCAAG
Messenger RNA from Staurois parvus, 334 nucleotides. Lineage: Eukaryota; Metazoa; Chordata; Amphibia; Anura; Ranidae. The record is from the annotation of a GenBank genome assembly.